Lodderomyces elongisporus is the source of this 2256-nucleotide messenger RNA. RefSeq lists its product as uncharacterized. Gene Ontology annotation, biological process: amino acid transmembrane transport. The record is from RefSeq and is a predicted model, not a curated record. Bases 1 to 2256 code for a protein of 751 amino acids. Gene Ontology annotation, molecular function: L-tyrosine transmembrane transporter activity. The transcript has a single exon. NCBI's taxonomy places the organism in Eukaryota, Fungi, Ascomycota, Pichiomycetes, Serinales, Debaryomycetaceae. Gene Ontology annotation, cellular component: vacuolar membrane.
AUGACACUGUCUAACCAAAACUCAAAGUUCCAUAGGGACACACAAUCAUCAAAUGACGAGUAUCCCACCGUUGCAAAUAGAAACCCCGGCUCACCAUCGUUGAGGCUGCCUACAGCUUCUUUCUCUUCACCAAGACUUGGAAGUGGAACCGGCACGGGGGCUGGAGAUCCCAGGAUACUCCACCCAGAUGCAACCCACCUCCAUUCCAAUUCUAACUCUAAUUCGCAAACCAAUCUUAGCACAUUUGGACGCCACAAUUCACAAACGUCUCACAAUGCAAAUGAUUCUGCCUCGUCCUUGGCCAAUUUGUCACCACAGGAAAGCUAUGAUGAUCACAUUUCACAGUUGAACACUACUAGCAACUCAAAAACAAUAGACUUGAAGACUAUUAGUAAACACUUGGUUAGCCCCGAGGAAAGUUUGAAACAACAGGGUGGCGAUAUCACUCGUCGAUUAUACCAUCAAAUGGAAAACGUUUCUGACUCUCCUGGUUUAGAGAAUGCAGAAGGCUCACUACAUGGCGUUGGCGGGACCAAUAUAGGAAACCCAAAACGACGUGCAAGGAGCACCUCGUUUUCAUACUUGGAAGAAGCAAGAAGAGGCUCAACCGCAAGUGAUAUAAAUGUGCCUGGUGGAUUUCGUCGAGAGUUUAUUAUUCAAAAGUCCUUGAAGAAGAACCAGCCACCUCCAAACUUUCUUACCCUGAACUUUAUGGAGUUCCUUAGUAUAUACGGCCAUUUUGCUGGUGAAGAUCUUAAUGAUGACGACGAUGACGAUGAUGACACAGAGGGGAAACGUGGUGGUGGCGGUGGUGAUGAUUACAAUGAUGAUGAUGAUGGCAAUAAUAAUGAUUAUGAAGAUGUGUUUGAUGAGGAUUCAAGCUUGCUUUCAUCAACAGGCACGAGUGCCGUGGGAGGAGGGGAAAGAAGAAGCUAUGGCGCAGUUCACCACCUUCCAAGACAAUUGCCACCACGGGUCAAAGCACCACCGAAGGGAACUGCAACUGUUGCAAAAACAUUCUUUUUGGUAUUUAAAGCGUUGGUUGGCUCGGGUGUUCUUUUUUUACCAAAGGCCUUCUACAAUGGUGGAUUGCUCUUUUCCAUCAUUACGCUAUCUGUAUUUGGAUUCGUCACUUUUUUUUGCUACAUAAUAUUAAUCCAAUCAAAGCAAGUACUCAAGCUAACCUCUUUUGGUGAGUUGGGGUUCAAAACAUAUGGUAAACCAUUGAAAUACUCCAUUUUGAUCUCGAUUCUUCUCAGUCAAAUUGGGUUUGUGGCGACUUACAUUUUAUUCACUGCAGAAAACAUGAUUGCUUUUGUUGAGCAGUUUAUUCUGACUAGACCGCAAUGGCUCAAUCGUGCAAACGUUGUUGUCAUACAAUGUUUAUUAUUGAUUCCCUUGGUCUUGAUUAGAAACUUGACUAAACUAUCUGUUGUUUCACUCAUCUCCUCAGGUUUUAUAGUUGUUGGGUUAUUGAUCAUCUUUUGGUUUUCUGGAUUGAAAAUAUAUUUUGAAGGUGUUGGACCCAACAUUCAAAGCUUUAAUCCAAAUAGUUGGACGAUGUUGAUUGGCGUUGCUGUAACAGCAUUUGAAGGUAUAGGAUUGAUCCUUCCAAUCGAGGCAUCAAUGGCCGAACCUGAAAAAUUCCCCAUGGUCCUCUCUGUUAGUAUGACGGUGAUCACCUCGAUCUUUGUUGCCAUUGGUGCAAUUGGAUACACUGCUUUUGGCGACAAGGUUAAGACUAUCGUUAUCUUGAACCUUCCGCAAGAUAACAUUGCCGUACAAUCAAUACUACUCUUGUAUUCAGUUGCUGUAUUCUUAUCGGCACCAUUGCAACUCUUCCCAGCUAUCAAGAUUGGCGAGUCGGUAUUGUUUAGGCAUCCAGGCAAGGGUAAACAUCCACGCGGUUCCGGUGGCAACACAUCUUCAGAAGGUAAACUAUACCAUCACUCGGGUAAAUAUAAUCCCCAAGUCAAAUGGCUCAAAAAUUUGUUCAGAGCUCUCGCAGUGGUCCUCAUCAGUUCGAUUGCAUAUUUAAAUGCAGAUAACAUUGACAAGUUUGUGUCGUUUAAUGGGUGUUUUGCUUGUAUACCAUUAGUAUACAUAUAUCCACCUAUGAUUCAUUUGAGAUCGAUGAAAAAGAAGGAACAUUAUACCGUAGCUGACCAUUGGUUACCGUUUUGUGAUUAUCUUCUUAUCGUCGCAGGUAUAAGCAUUGUUCUCUACUCAAGUUACCAAAUCAUAUACUUAAAUUAG